Messenger RNA from Astyanax mexicanus (Mexican tetra), 1863 nucleotides. RefSeq names its product zona pellucida sperm-binding protein 4. Gene Ontology annotation, cellular component: egg coat. The transcript has 8 exons. The record is from RefSeq and is a predicted model, not a curated record. Gene Ontology annotation, molecular function: structural constituent of egg coat; acrosin binding. Gene Ontology annotation, biological process: prevention of polyspermy; binding of sperm to zona pellucida. Lineage: Eukaryota; Metazoa; Chordata; Actinopteri; Characiformes; Acestrorhamphidae. The coding region runs from base 3 to 1817 and encodes 604 amino acids.
GAAUGUUACUUGCUGCAGUGAGGAAUUUGAUGAUCAUGGGAAAGUUGUGGGGUUUGCUAACUUUUCUGCUGCUCUCGUUGAGCUGCCUGAGCAAUGCAAACUUAAUAUGGACUCAAGCUGAGAAAGAACCACAAAACCUUCAGCUUCCUGGGUCACUCUCCCCUCAGACCUCUGGGCCAGGUUUUCCUCAGCAAACUCCACCACUUUCGUCUCAGUUUCUUGGGUCACCUUCUUCUCAAGUUUCUGGGUCGCUUUCUGCUCAGCUUCCUGGACUGUCUUAUGCUCAGCCUUCUCUGCCACUUUCUGUUCAAUCCUCUGGUCCACUUUCUGUUCAGGCUGCUGGGUCGCCUUCUGCUCAACAGUUUCCUGGACUGUUUUCUGCUCAGCCUUCUGGGUCCCUUUCUGCUCAGCCUUCUGGGUCCCUUUCUGCUCAGCUUUCUGGGCCACUUUCUGCUCAGUCCUCUGGGUCGAUUUAUGCUCCGCCCACUGGGCUGUUUUCUGGACCUCUUUCUGCUCAGCUCUCUGGGCCGCUUUAUCCUCAGCCCUCUGGGCUGCUUUCUGCUCAGCAACCUAGGCCUCUCUUUCCUCAGCCUUCUGGGCCUCUUUUUCUUCAGUCUCCUGGGCCAGUUCUUUCUCAAGUUCCUGGGCAACUCUUUCCCCAGAUUUCUGAAAACAUUGCUCCUCAACUUCCCGGGCCACUUGUUCCUACAAGCUAUGGUCCUAAAAUACCGUUGGCCAAUGCUGCUAAAUGCCAACUGAAUGAUGUUGACAAGGUUCCUUGUGGAGAGCCUAGCAUAGAUGCUUCUCACUGUGGUGCUAUAAACUGCUGUUUUGAUGGGCAGAACUGCUACUAUGGGAAAACUGUGACUGUCCAGUGCACAAUCGAUGGGCAGUUUGUGUUGGUAGUGGCCCGGGAUGCAACUCUUCCCAGGAUCAGCUUGGAUUCCAUCAGCCUGUUGGGAGGAAGUGAUGGACCCUGUGGUGUUGCUGACUAUAAUGCUAACUUUGCUAUAUACCAGUUUCCUGUAACAGCCUGUGGCACAAGAGCAACAGUGCAAGGUGACUAUGUGGUCUAUGAGAACAAAAUGGUGUCUUCCUAUGAAGUUGGAGUGGGACCCCUUGGUGCCAUCACAAGAGACAGCCAUUAUGAGCUUUACUUCCAGUGUAGAUAUUCUACUACAAGCGUUGAAUCCCUGGCUGUUGCUCUUUCAUCCAAUGAUCCUCCUCUACCUGUAGUGGCUUCUGGUCCCCUCAGGGUAGAGCUGAGACUUGGCAAUGGACAGUGUGUUUCAAAGGGCUGUGUGGAAGAGCAAGUAGCCUAUACCUCCUACUACACUGAGGCUGAAUACCCUGUGACCAAGGUCCUGAGGGAUCCUGUGUAUGUUGAGGUGCGCAUGUUGGCGAGGACUGAUCCUAAUCUUGUCCUGGUCUUGGGACGCUGCUGGGCAACCUCUACACCUAACCCCAACAGUGUUCCUCAGUGGGAUCUCCUGGUGAAUGGGUGCCCGUACAAGGAUGAUCGCUACCUGACCACUCUGGUUCCAGUUGUUGGGUCAUCUGGACUUCAGUACCCUGGUCAUUACAAGCGAUUUGUCCUCAAAAUGUUCACAUUUGUGGAUCAUUCUUCCAUGGCUCCUUUGAGAGAAAGGAUUUUCAUCCACUGCAGCACAGCUGUAUGCUCUCCAACUGCAGGUGCCACCUGUGAACCCAGGUGCAACAGAAGGAGGAGAGACGUUGGAUCAUCUGUAAGGCACUCCAGACCUGUAUCUGUUGUGUCUAGUGGAGAAGUGAUCUACACCGAUAUCUCUUCAGCUUGAGAAGGAUUAUUAUAGCACUAUGAAUAAAAUAUUUUCUUAAAGGUCA